Molecule: messenger RNA, 2836 nt
Organism: Epinephelus moara (kelp grouper)
Lineage: Eukaryota; Metazoa; Chordata; Actinopteri; Perciformes; Serranidae
Exons: 2
Coding region: 1005-2348 (447 amino acids)
Source: RefSeq, a predicted model, not a curated record
AGAGAAAAAUAAUAUCAGUAAAGCAGAUACAAAAGUGCAGACAUACUCACAUAUUCAUACAUUACAAACACUCAAGACCUGUAACACUGUACUGUUUCCUGCAGGGAUACACGGGCGAAUGAUUAUUAGUGUACAUUUUUAGUCACUUUGCUUCAAGGUUCUGUUUGUAACUCUCAUAAAAUCCCUCUUACUAGUGACGCCGCCCUCUGAGGCCCUUAAGUGAAAAUCCAGUCAACAUCCUGCUAACAUUAGCCAGCUAAAACCCCAACAUCACAGUUUACUUCACUGUUAAGUGCUUUCUGUAACGUCAGGUUUUCUUUGUAGCACCAGUGGGCACUGAACAUAUGACAUGGGGCACUGAAUUUGAUGGAUUUACUGCUCAUCAGACCAAAUUAGCGAGUUAACACAGCCCACUGACACUCUGGCUCAGCCUAUAUGCCGUAGCGUGACGUGCACCUCCCCAGAAAUGUAACUACAUGUUGCAGUGACACAGACCUCCUGUCUAUUUUUGUAAGCUGAAACCAUCCUUUCCCUCAGUGAAAAGAAAGCCUUCAUUUAUUUCAAUUUCAACAUGUCCACCAACCACGGCUUCUUUCCCAAAAUGUCAAACUGAUUUGCACUAAAGAGAUGAUUCAUUUUGCGUUUCCUGUGGAGGCUGAUGAAGAUGAUAUGGCAGAGACAGGCAAUACCAACAGCCUGGCGGAGGGCAGGCCGCAUCCUGAUCCCAAAGGAAAAGGACUCUAGUGACAUCAGCCAGUUUCGCCAAAUCAGUCUCCUGAAUGUUGAGGGCAAAAUCUUUUUCAGCGUUGUGGCUCGCAGGCUGACCACCGCUUCUACAUCGGUGAUGACCCCAUUCCAACUGUGGCAGAGAAACCAAUCAAGAGCCUUGGACGUUGGUACAGUGCAACCCUGAGGGAUAAAGACCAAGUGGAGCAGCUCAGGCAGGACACCACCAGCGGCCUUGAGAGUAUAGACAAGACCAUGCUCCCUGGCAGGUUGAAGCUAUGGUGCCUUCAGUUUGGUCUCCUACCUCGACUGAUGUGGCCUUCUACGAGGCGCCGAUCUCAAAGGUUGACAAGCUUGAGAGGUUGGUCAGCUCAUUCGCCAGGAAAUGGCUAGGCCUUCCCAGGUGCCUCAGCAACAUCGGGCUCUACGGAAAAGGGAUCCUGGAGCUUCCCCUGUCCAGUCUUACAGAGGAGUACAAGACCACCAAAGUAAGAUUGGAGAUGAUGCUGACAGAGUCCCGUGACCCAUGUGUAGCUAAAACUGCUCCCACCCUUGCAACUGGGAGGAAGUGGACGCCAGCUGCAGCUACACAUAAGGCCAAAUCAGCCCUCAAGCACCGGGACAUCGUGGGCCAUGUGCAAAAAGGGAGAGGAGGCCUUGGUCUCGGGGAAAGCCAACCAUCCUGGUACAAGGCAACUCCAGCUCAGUGGCGAGGUCUUGUGGUCGAGGAGGUAUGCCGGCAAGAGCAGGCUGCAAGGUGCGCAAGGGCUGUCUCACAAGGAAAGCAAGGACAGUGGAUGCGUUGGGAAGACAUUGAGAAGCGAAAGAUCUCUUGGAAGGAGUUAUGGGACAUGGAAGCAUUUCGAUCCAGCUUCAUCAUACGUGCCACAUACGAUGUCCUACCAUCUCCUCAGAAUCUUAGCCAAUGGUAUGGAGAAGACCCUACAUGCCCCCUCUGUCCAUCUCCAGCUAACCUGAAGCACAUCUUGAUUGGCUGCAAGACAAGCCUGACACAAGGCCGAUACACCUGGCGGCACAAUCAGGUGCUUAAGUGUCUGACAGCUACGCUGGAGAGCAGACGGAGGGUUGUCAAUGCCCUUCCUCCGCGGUCCUCCCACCCUUCUUCCUCAAGACAGUUUGUCUGCGAAGGUGAGAAGCUACCCAGGACCCGCACACCAACAUCAGAGGCCGGGCAGCUGGGUGCAGCAAGAGACUGGAGGCUCCUCGCUGACCUUGAGCAGAGACUCUACUUCCCAACGGAAAUUGCCACGACCAACCUCAGACCUGACCUUGUGCUCUGGUCCCCUUCAAUACGAAGCGUGUACAUCAUUGAGCUCACAGUGCCCUGGGAGGAUGCUGUGGGCGAGGCCUAUGAGCACAAGAGGCUUAAGUACGCUGAGCUGGCAGCUGAUGCAGAACAACGGGGUUGGAAAGCCACAGUUCUCCCAGUUGAAGUUGGUUGCAGACGUUUCGUCAGCCAGUCAACAACGAGGCUCCUCAAGGAUAUGGGAAUCCGAGGCCAGGCAAAACGUCAAGCCAUCAAAGUCCUGUCCAGAGCAGCUGAAAGGGCCAGUCAGGGGCUCUGGAUCAGGAGGAGAGACAACACCUGGACUCCAAAAUAACAGCAUGCUGUCAUUGGGGGAAUGAGAGGUGGAAGGGACUAAAGUGGAGGGGGGCACACCUGGGACGGCAGAUGAUGCUGCUGAGCCCUCUGAAGGUGUCGUGGGCCUCAUCAACGAAACACCAAAGAAGUAGGGUGCCCACCUGACGACCCCGGUGAAAUCGUUAGCUCCUUCAACCACCCAACCCCGAAAUGUCACCAUCUGUCUCCCAAGUGUCUCGAGGUAUAUGCAAGGAUUGUAACACCUAGUCCUGAACUUGGUAUGUGGUCAGGCGCAAGCUCGGCUCAGUGAGAAGGACGCCCCUGCCAUGCAGAGUCCCCAGUACUCUGGAUCUUAACAUCACAUCCUGUGUAUUUAAAACUAAAAAUUUUGAAAGGUGGAUCCUAAAAGUUCGAAAUAAGAGAUUACGACCAGAGGUUCUUAACAUCACAAAUAAACAUUCAAACAAGAAAUGGAAUAAGGAAAUAAAAAUAUUUGUGCUCAGUCGA